Poecile atricapillus (Black-capped chickadee) is the source of this 1458-nucleotide messenger RNA. It is a transcript of the gene GLT1D1, whose product is annotated as glycosyltransferase 1 domain containing 1. Gene Ontology annotation, molecular function: glycosyltransferase activity. NCBI's taxonomy places the organism in Eukaryota, Metazoa, Chordata, Aves, Passeriformes, Paridae. The transcript has 12 exons. Bases 25 to 1050 code for a protein of 341 amino acids. The record is from RefSeq and is a predicted model, not a curated record.
GCGGAGCGGAGCGGAGCGGCCGCGAUGAGGCUGCUGCUGCUGGCGUGUCUGCGGGCACGCACCGGCAACGCCACCACGGCCGCCAGGAUCCGGGAUCAUCUCCAUGCUGCAGGUCACACCUGUGUUCUAAAAGAUGCUUUCACGUAUGGGAGUCCAGCUGAAAUAGCAAAUCUGACCUCCACAGAUGAGUUUGAUGCAGCCCUGGCCAUUCACCUCUAUAAAGCAGGCAGACUGCUGCAAGGGAGCAGAAUUCCCUUUGGAAUCAUCUUCGGUGGGACAGAUGUCAAUGAAGACAUCAAAUGCAGAGAGAAGUGCCAGGUAAUGGGAGCAGUGCUGCAGGAAGCCAGGUUUGCAGUGGCUUUCUCUGUGGAAAUGAAGGAGCUGGCAGCAGCAGAGUGGCCAGAUGCUAGGAAGAAAAUAUAUGUCCAGAGUCAAGGAAUUAAGACUACACCCAGUGAAACAUUUGACUGGUACAGAUUUCUACAAAAUGCAGACAUUCCCACAGACACUGACAGUUUACAUCUGUUCCUUCUGGUGUGUGGGCUCCGAAGAGUCAAGGACCCUCUGUAUUUAGUAGAAGUUUUCUCAGAUUGGCACAGAAAGGAUCCCAGUGUCCAUCUGGGCAUUAUUGGACCUGCAGUUGAUCCCCUUUUUAGCAGUGAAGUUAAGGAGGAAGUUAAAAGGCUCCCUGGGGUGCACGUGCUGCAGGAGCUGCCCCAGCAGGAGCUGCACGCCGCUCUCAGGAGAUGCUUUGCCGUGGUGAACAGCUCCACCUCAGAGGGGAUGUCUGCUGCCAUCCUGGAGGCAAUGGAUUUAGAUAUUCCAGUGCUGGCAAGGAACAUUCCUGGCAACGCAGCAAUAAUAAAACACAAGGAAACAGGACUGCUCUUUUCAACUCCCCAGGAGUUUGUUAUGCUGUCCAAGAGUUUAAUGAACGACCCCAUUAUGGAAAAGGAAAUUACAACACGGGCCAAAGACUACGUGAGGAAACAUCAUUCCUGGGAAGGUGAAAGGAAAACCUACCAGAGUCUGGUGCUGAGACUGCAGUGACUUUGCAGGGCUGCAGCUGGCAGCCACUGGAGCUCUGUAACGAUGGAAAUGUCACCAGGUUUGGCUUUCCCUUGGCUCCUGUUUAGAGGGCUGGGCAGAGGGGCAGUUAUAGAGGAAUGGCUAGAGAGCAAAGGUCACUUUCCCAUGCAGCAGUUAGCUGGGAAAGAAAUAGACAAUGGAGUACAGUUGGUGUGAGAUGUUGCAAAAGUCAGGAAGGCCUUGAUGAUAACUGUUAACUGAGAACAGAACACUGUGAUCAGAAGAAUGUGAAUUCAGCAUAGAUGAACGAUCACAGGAAUGUGGAAUUAGGUGGAGUUGGCCUUAAAUGAAAUAUCCAAUAAUGAGCUUGGUUUUGCACUAUGUAUGAGCCUAAUUAUUGAUGCUAUAUAAGUGGUUUUAGAAUUACCA